This is a messenger RNA of Symbiodinium natans, 3348 nucleotides long. Lineage: Eukaryota; Dinophyceae; Suessiales; Symbiodiniaceae. The record is from the annotation of a GenBank genome assembly.
AUGUCACGAUUUUCCUCCAUCGAUGGCCAGCACACUGCGCUGCGCGACUUGGAGCGGCAGCGCUUGGAGAAGCUGAUGGGCCAGCUGCGCCGGGAGGUGGAGCCGAAGGCGGACAAGGGCCGCCGCUUCCAACCCCCGCGACGGAAGGAGCGGCCGGCCAAGGGCCCAGGCCCAUUGACCCCCGACGCCCUGCCAGAGAGGGAGGCAUCCGUCGUAGCGUCCGUGGCGAACCCUGCGGGGACGCCUGCGGGGACUCCUGGGCCUCAUGGACCUGUCGUGCCCGUGCCGCCUGCAGCUCCGAGCGCGGAAAUGGCCUGGCUGCUCCGUGCGAGCGAACGGUUCGACCAAGAAGCGGCAGAGGUGCAGUCUUUUCUGGCAAAAAACGGCCUGGACCAGUACGCACCGCUGCUAGCCAAUGGGCCCGGUGCACCUGGUGCAUCACUCGAGGCGCUGCACGCAGCCUCUGAGGAGCUUCUCGCCCAGGCAGGCUUGCCAGCCUCACCCAGGCUGCGACUUCUGCAGGCCCUAAAGGUCUCUGUGAGCAUUCAGGAAGAUGCACCUGAGCAAGGUGCAAGCUGUUUGGUCUCACCCACUGAUCAUGGUACCCAACAAUGGGGCCGUAUCGGGCGUCUACCUGCAGGCUGGCAUCGAUGUUCUCGAGGAGCUCAGCGUCCACAAUGCCCCACACUUCCUGCACCCGUUGCUCAUGCCGAUGCAGCUGUGGGCGAUGAUAGUCCGCUAGCUGCGAAUUCAGCGGAGAAGGAACAGGUGGUGGUGCAGAGCGCGAGAGUUUCCACAUCGUCUGCCGGCGUAGACCGGCCCCUGGAAGGAAGUGCAUGCUGCGAAGCUGCGGAGGUUCAAGCUGAACCUUUGGAUCAUGUGCUGGACCGCCGAAGAUCGACCUCCAGCAAUGCUCAGAAGGGCUGUUGCUAUCAAUGCUUCCGACAAGUCUACCUCCACAGUGCCAUGCACCUUGGGCCUGAAGAGGAGCAAAGGGAGCAGCAGGCCUCCCGGCCGGGAACCCCAUCGCCGGUCGGCAGGAUCUUCUGCAGCUCCAGUUGCUUGGAUCGCUUCAGACAGGUGCUUGCGACCCAAAGUGCAAGAGCAGCUGAGCUCUACAAACUCCGGCAAGAGGUUGAAUCGGGAGCAGAAGCCCCCGCCCAGCACAAGGGCGAUGACGCGGCGGAGAACAGGAAGAAGCACUUGCUCGACUUGAUUGGCGAAGUCAAGGCGAGACUGGAUGGAAAGGUGGACAGCCUCAGCUUUCCCAUUCCUCAGUUUGUCGUCAUUGGGAAGCAGAGCGUCGGGAAGUCACGCUUGAUCGAGGCAUUGGCCGGAGAGACCUUCAACUUCGUCUCGGGCACUUUAGGAUCCAGGAGACCGACAGUCCUGGAGUUCCGGAAUGUGCCAGGCCUGACGCCUUCCAGGUGGUCAGUCUUCGAUGAGAACCUGAAGAAGUGGUCCUCGUAUCCGGUACAGGAGGUCAUGGUUAUCGUCGGCAACGCGCAUGAGGCUUGCGGACAAAACGUUAGCGAAUUGCCCAUCCGUGUCAAGGUUGAGGGUCAAGACUGCACAGAUCUUGGCCUUGUGGAUCUCCCCGGCUUCAGGUCCUAUGCCAAGGAUGAUGCCAUGCAGCAGUUGGCCAAGAAGAUAGACUCCUUGGUGUUCAAGUUCAUGAAUGAUGAGAAUAACAUCAUGCUUUGUGUAGAGGAGGCUGGUGAUGCAGCAGGCUUUGCGACACUUGGCAAAGCCAAGCAAGUGGACCCAACAUACAAGCGCACCAUCCUCAUCAGAAACAAGCUCGACAAGUACUAUGGUGACUUAACACCAGAGAAUAUUAACAAAUGGCUGGAAGGGUAUGGUGAUCUACCCCAACAUUUGGCACGCUUUGCCGUGUCACUGCCGCACUGGACCGACACUAUGCCCAAGCCAUUUGGUGAGAUGCGCAAAGAAUGCGCUGACAGGGACAUGGAGACACUGGCGGCGAAGGGCGCAUCUGCCAAGUACAAAAUGACCAUUGGAUUUCAGAACUUCAGGAACUUUAUGGAGAUUAAGAUCCAACAGCUCUUUGCGGAUGCGCUUGCGCCGAUGCUGACCAGACUCAAAACAAUGCAGGAGGAUCAUGAAAAGAAGCUGGACGUGAUCCGGCAGGAAACAGAGACAAUCAAUGAGGACAACAUCCUCCAUGCAACCAGGUCUGCCGGAAUCACGUUUGCUCAAAGCUUCAUCUUCUUGAUGGAGGGUGCGUUGUCAUCAGAGCACAAUCGAAAGACCUUGGAAGAGGAGCUGCGGUCGUUUCACGAGUACUGUUUACGGACGAACAGCUUGGACGAGCAGGAGCUACUCCCAACAUUCUUUGAGGACCUGGACUCCUACGUUCUGUAUCUCCGGGACACGGUAAAGCUUCCUGCCAUGGACGUCUCGCUCAAUGGUGGAGCGCAGUUCCGGAGGGUGAUGUAUGAGGUUGAGGUGUUCACUCGCUUCGCCGGGCUCGGCAAGAAGUUGGAGCCGGUAGAUGUCAUUCAGGCCCGAGGCUCUGGCUUGAAGGAGUGCACCUGGCAGGAUACUAUCACUCAGCUGAUGAUGCAGAAUGCUCCCACCCGAAUGCGCACAAAGACGAAGUAUGUUGGGGAGCGGCUCAAGUUUUUCUUUGGAGAGCAGAAGGAGGCCACGGUGCAGUUCAUGCUCGGACUCACAGGUUCUCCUGAAGAGCAUAUGUUCUCACGCCUCAUUCCCAAGCAGGCGCAAGUGAUUCAAAGAAAUGAAACGAUGAAAAGAUGCAUUUUUGACGCCUUCGAUGCUGCCUGUGACAAGCAUCGAAUUCGGUUUAUGCAGAUGUGGUGUGAUUUUAUGGACAGCAUGUUCCAGUCGCCCCUCAUGCUCUUGAAGUCGGGCUCCAUGCCAUCAAUCGGCUCGGGCUAUGAGGAGGAGAUUGCACCCACCUUUGAAUCCACAAAGGCUCGCAUCGCUCAGGAGCGAAGAGGGAGAGGCACUCUGCAAACGGCCCUCAGGGAGAAGGUGAAGCAAAUUCCUGACGAAGACGUCAUGGCCAAAGAUGCGGUCAAGAUGGUCCAAAGGAUCAUAGAGCAGACCUUUGCUGUCAUCCGUAGUGUAGUUGCAGACCACAUGCAGCUGUAUUCGGAAUCCUUCUUUCUUCUUCCAAUGCUUCGACGCCUCGAAGGGGUCAUGGCUGCAAUGGAGCUACAGGAGGAAGACAAAGAGAAGUACAGAGCUCGCAAGUCAGUCCUAGAGAAAGAGAAAGCGCUGUCCGAAGGUAUGCUCACAGACCUCACCUACUGCAUCGAAGCAGUAAAGCGGUUCAAGGUCACCUAUGGCGGAGGGCAUUAG